CAAUACCUUGAGUAACCACUAGAGCUUCUCAGAGAAUGGCAAUCCAUUCCCUGGCCCCCUGCUUUAGACACAACCCGGUUGGCGUGGCUGGAUGUGAAUGAUAUGUCUAGCGCCCUCCCGCAUCAGUCAGAUGCCUCUUGUAUAAAACCCUUGCCCAGCCAUCGUGCAGAUCGACCCAUGGUGAGACGGGUUCACGGUGACCCAAGCUGACACGCCAUGGCUUGUGUGGAGGAACCUCCUGAGAAGCACUGCUGGGUGUGCUUUGCGACUGAGCGGGAGGACCGUGUAGCGGAGUGGGUGAGCCCCUGCAGGUGUAAGGGCUGCACAAAGUGGAUCCACCAGGCCUGCCUGCAGCGCUGGCUGGAUGAGAAGCAGAAGGGCAACAGCGCCGGAGCCGUCAGCUGCCCCCAGUGUGGCACCGAGUACCACAUCGUCUUUCCCAAAAUGGGCCCCCUGGUAUACUUCCUCCAGCAGCUGGACCGGGUGCUCUCCAGGAUCAGCCCCUUUGCAGCAGCCGGAGUCGUGGUGGGCACAGUGUACUGGUCAGCGGUCACUUAUGGAGCAGUCACAGUCAUGCAGGUGGUAGGUCAUAAGAAGGGGCUGGAUGUGAUGGAGAGGGCAGACCCCCUCUUUCUGCUCAUGGGGCUGCCCACCAUUCCGGUCAUGCUGGUGCUGGGGAAGAUGAUUCGCUGGGAGGACUACAUCGUCAGACUGUGGCAGAAACACUCCACCAAACUGCAGCUGCUCAGCGGUGUCUGGCCAGGGAUUGGCCGGCCCGUGCCACGGGUGCCGGGGGAUGGGGGUUACAGCAGCGACCACCUCUCAAUUUCACGCACCCUGUGCGGUGCCCUGGUCUUCCCCUCCAUCGCCAACCUGGCGGGGCGUCUGAUGUUCCGGAGAGUUCCAUCCAGCCUGCAGCGCACCAUACUGGGCGGCAUUGCGUUCGUGCUGAUCAAAGGCAUGCUGAAGGUGUAUUUCAAACAGCAGCAGUAUCUGAUCCAGGCCAACCGCCACAUCCUGAACUUCCCCGAGAGGGAGGGGCUGGGCGAGGGGCCUCAGGAGGACGACAACGAGGACAGCGGCAACGAGUGAAGACCCGGGGGGUCCGUCCGCCGGCUGCCCGAUUAGAAUGAACCGUUGUGUAAUCUAAAAAAAAAAAUCAGCUUUUGUUUCCUUUACCUCUCAGCUAUUCUCCCCUUUCUCAGAAUGUGCUUUUACUGUGCAAUUAUUUAUUAAUAAAAUUAUGUGAUUCCUUCUGUUUUUUUUUUUUUGGUUGCAUUAAGUAUAGGGGAAAUGCCUGUGGCACCACUGUAGCUAGGCCAAGCGGUAUGAACUGGUGGCCAGUCCUGUGAACACUGUCCAGUGUGGCUGAAGUCAGGGGUCGCGACGGGAAGGCACAUGUGCUCCUGAUCCGGGGAAUCGGGUCCUUUGAGCAAGAAAACAUCAGCGCAUCCUUUGACAAGUAUUUUUUGUGAAUCCAACUCGCCCACCUCCCGAUGGGUGGAGCUAGGGGCAAGAAAACUGAGGAGAAAAAUAAGGUAUUGGAGUGAGCCCCUCGAAAUUUAGAGAGCAUGAAUUAUGGCAAUGGACAUUCCUGAGAAUGUGGGGUUAAGGGCCUUGCUCAAGAACCCAGCGGCUGUGCAGGUCUUACUGUGGCUACACCGGGGCUUGAACCACUGAUAAAGUCAGUCCCUGAGUUCCAGCAGAGUUGGCAAUCGUGUUGGAGUACCUGUAAGACAGUGUGUUGACGUCUUUUCGUCUGCCAACCCGGAAGUUUCUUCCGCUAUGGGUUUUAUUGGCAGAUUUCCAAUGCUGUUCUACAACUAAAAUUACACCCCUUAAUACCUCAGCUGUGAAUUUUGAAGCAGUUUCGGUGGAUCCAGUAGAGAGUAUUACUGGCUGGAUUAAAUUAUCUACAACUAUCGUGUUGUUGGACACAGAAGUAAACUCCCUUUUUUGUAGAGGUAUUCAAUAGCUGCAUUGGACUGCUUCCUUACCUUUUCAGGUUUGGUUUGGUUAUUGAGGCUAAAACUAUGACUGAUCAUGUCGUAGUGCUUAGCCCUUUGAGUAAAUUUGUCUGGCCCCACUUCCACACCUCAAGCAAUGAAAGCAAUCAUCCUCCCCUGAUCUUUCCUUUUUGCGUUUUGAAACACUGCUGCCUUCUGAUUUGUGGAUCUUGGUUUUACCUUUUACUGCAACCAUCUUGGAAGCUGUGGUUUGGGAUUUUCUUUCACAUUCACUUUUGUGACUGUACCCUGUUAUUUAAGAUAGUUUGAACCUUCAUCUUUAGAAAUUGAAUAUUUGUUGCAACUUAAUAAAAUGAUUCAUUUUAA
Molecule: messenger RNA, 2333 nt
Organism: Conger conger (European conger)
Lineage: Eukaryota; Metazoa; Chordata; Actinopteri; Anguilliformes; Congridae
Gene: marchf5l
Product: membrane-associated ring finger (C3HC4) 5, like
Exons: 7
Coding region: 217-1092 (291 amino acids)
Molecular function (GO): zinc ion binding
Source: RefSeq, a predicted model, not a curated record